Molecule: messenger RNA, 1038 nt
Organism: Cryptosporidium ubiquitum
Lineage: Eukaryota; Apicomplexa; Conoidasida; Eucoccidiorida; Cryptosporidiidae
Product: replication factor C subunit 5
Exons: 3
Coding region: 1-1038 (345 amino acids)
Biological process (GO): DNA repair; DNA-templated DNA replication
Cellular component (GO): DNA replication factor C complex; nucleus
Molecular function (GO): DNA binding; DNA clamp loader activity
Source: RefSeq, a predicted model, not a curated record
AUGCUUUGGAUUGAUAAGUACCAGCCAAAAUAUUUGAAAGAUUUGAAGUGCAACAAGGAGCUUAAUAAUUUAUUAGAAAAGAUUACUUCAAAUUCAAAUGGUAAUAUUCCACAUUUGCUUUUUUAUGGCCCUUCGGGAGGAGGGAAAAAGGUAAGGAUUUUGUCCGUUUUGCAUGAAAUUUUUGGAGACUCAGUGGAUAAGGUAAAAGCAGAUAUGAUAAAACCUGAAGGAACAAAUAGUGAAUUCGUUUUGUGUCAAAGUCCACAUCAUAUGCAAAUAAGUGCACCAGAUUUGGGUACAAAAGACAGCGUAGUUACGCAAUAUUUGAUUAAACAGUUAAGCUCACAAAUGGGUGCAAACUCAUUCUUUUCUAAAGGGCCAAAUUACCGUGUAUUUACAAUAUUAGAGGCAGAUGUUUUGUCACUAAAAGCUCAGGCAGGGCUAAGAAGAACUAUGGAGAAGUACUCAAACAAUAGCAGAUUAAUUUUGCAUUGUGAACAAUUAUCCUCAAUUAUCCCUCCCUUAAGAAGCAGAUGCUUAUGCAUUAGAGUACCUCUUCCUUCUCCUGAGGAAGUUUUUCAGGUUUUGAGGUAUAUUUCUAAUUCUGAAAAUCUUCAAGUAUCUGACAAUUAUCUUGAGCAAAUUGUUGCUGAAUCUGAAUGUAAUUUGAGAAGAGCAAUUUUAAUAUUGGAAACUGCAUAUACACAAUCUUUUUCAAGUCCACCAACUGCUCUAAAGCUUCCAUGGCAAAAAGUUUGCAUUGAUAUUGCAACUAGCAUUGUAAAGAAUCCGCAUCCAAAAACACUAUUAGAUGCAAGGGAACCUCUAUAUGAUUUACUAUGUAGCUGUAUCCCAGCAGACUUGAUUCUUGUUACACUAACUAAACAACUACUUUCGAUUGUUUCUGCUAGUGCUCACCCAAUCAUUAUUAAUGCUGCAGCUCAUUAUGCACAUACUUUAAAACUCGGAAACAAAGAUAUAUGGCAUAUCGAAGCCUUUCUCGCUCAAGCUAUGAACUGCCACAAAUAUUCAAAAUAA